Culex pipiens pallens (northern house mosquito) is the source of this 6440-nucleotide messenger RNA. Its product is annotated as SH3 domain-containing kinase-binding protein 1-like. The transcript is spliced from 6 exons. The record is from RefSeq and is a predicted model, not a curated record. Gene Ontology annotation, molecular function: protein binding. Bases 943 to 3462 code for a protein of 839 amino acids. Lineage: Eukaryota; Metazoa; Arthropoda; Insecta; Diptera; Culicidae.
UCAGGCCAAGCAGGCAAGCAAAACGGGGAAGAAAAAGAAAAUCUCUUUCCAGCCAGCGCAGAGAGUUCGUUCGUCAUCCGCCUUGCUCGGUGGCACCCGUCAGGAUUUCUAGUGAUAUCAUCAUCAUCAUUCGCUUUCGUCGUCGUCGUCGUUUCGGGGUGAGGUCUGCUGUGUCCUGCAAAGUGUGCGGCAUCCGGUCCGCGAAAGUGUCCUCACGCCGCGAGCGCUUGUGUUGUCGGUAAUUGUGUUCCGGGCGGCGGUGAAAUUCGACUCCCGUGCGGCGGUGAAAGUGCGUCCCCGUCGAGGGAAGAAAAAAAAAAGUGGUUCCUCCCGGAUUAAUGGCGUGAACAAAGUAAACAUUUUAUUUUUUUUGCUGGGUUGGCCUCGCACACACACACGGAUUACGGAUCUUGCGGGAUCGUCGACGGCACGGAGUACGACAGAGAGAGAGUGGGUCUACCCGGUCUACCAGGUACAGGUGACACACAACAGGCAGGUCCCCGAAUAAGUGUGAAAAAAAAGUGAAGAUUCGAAAAUGUAAGCAAAAGAGCCAAGUAUUCCCCGGUGUGAUUCUCCUGGAAGAAACGACGAAAGCGCAGCCCAGCAGGAAAAGAGUCAAAAUUAAGUGAAGGCUCAACCCGACUCGGCACACGACAAACACAAGAAGCCCCCCGUAACAGAAAAAAAAGAAUUAAUUCACUCUCCGCGGGUGCUCCUCCUCGCAGGGCAGUUCCAGCAAAAGUGUGACACACAAAGAAGAAAACGAGAAUUCCUCCGUGUUGUGUGGAGCGGUGGUGGCGGCCUGAAGAAACAACACAGAAAGAAAGAAACAGUGAAGUGAAGAGAAGGAAAACGCAUCGUAGCCCCGACGAUCACCUGGAGAAAGAGUACGGAGUGACUCGGAGACACAGCAGAAAAGACGGUGACUGCAGACUAAAAAAGAUGGAGAAAACUGGAGUGAGCGCCAUCGUCGAGUACGACUACGCCGCGAAGGAAGCAGACGAGCUGACGCUGAAGAAAGGUGCCAUCAUAACCAACAUCAAGAUCCAGCCGGGCGGCUGGUGGGAGGGCACACUGACGGCAACCGGCCGGACCGGUAUGUUUCCGGACAACUUUGUCCGCGUGCUCGAGCCCGACGACAAGAACCCGGUCGUGCUGAGGGACAAAACUGCCACCCAGAACCGACGAUGUAAAGUCAUUUACAGCUACCGGGAGAACAAACCGGACGAACUGUCGCUGGCGGUCGGUGAUGUAAUCGAGAUUUUCGAGGAGGUCGAGGAGGGCUGGUGGCGCGGCAAACUGAACGGCAAAGUGGGCGUCUUUCCGUCCAACUUUGUCGAACCGAUCGAGUCCGUUUCACCCACCUCCGCGAACCGACGGAGCAGCACCGGCGCCGCCGGCAAACCACACCUCGGCGUCAUCGUCGAUGGCUCCACCACUGGCAGCCUAACGAAAACCAACAGUCUCAACAAGAGCCGAACCAGCCUGAGCAGCUCGCGGGAAGAUUUGGACGCACCUCCGCACGAUGCGCCCUCGUUGCCACCGAAGCCGGUGCGGGAGCUGUGCCGGGUGUUGUUUGCGUACGCGCCGGCGAAUGACGACGAGUUGAAGCUGGGGGAGGGCGAUAUUAUUACCAUUUUGAGCAAGGACCUGCCGGAUAAGGGGUGGUGGAAGGGCGAGCUGCGGGGAAAGGUUGGGGUGUUUCCGGACAACUUUGUCGUGCUGCUACCGCCGGAAGUGUCUCCCGUGAAGGAGCCAUCGUUCCACCCGAAGCCGGACCGUCCGCCGCCGGCGAGCAAGAUUCUGGUUGGGGGGAAGCCUAGCAGCAACAGCCGGAAGGAGAGCUUCGGGUCGAAGGAUUCGCUGAACGAAACAGGUCCGGCGACGGGAUCGCCCACGUUUGGCAACGUGGCCGCCCAUCGGAAGUCGCUGGAGAGUCGGAGUGUCGUUUCGACGGAGUCGUCGCCUGCGGCGACAGUUACCGAGAAGCCCCCGCGGAAGAGUUUAGACAGCAAGACAUCGGAUAUACGAAAGAGUUUGGAGAGUUUGGACGAGAAGAAGUCGACGCCGCCGCCGGUGCUGGGCAAGAAGCCGCAAGUGCCAAUCAAGAAGAGUCCGUCUAUUACGAGCGUGACUGGAAAUCUUUUCUCCGGGUUGAAGCAGAAGGUCAAGGGGGAGAGCAAGACAACGGCGGGACCGGUUAGUCAGGACAGCAUGGAUGGUGUUGGUGGGAGCAAGGUCAAGUCGGAGGUUGCGGACAACAACGAGAAGAACGUCGAGAGGCUUUCGGGCAGGACGGAGGAGUCCGAGUUUGGUCACGUCGAGCGGGGUUCGGUGUUGAAGGACAUGCGCGCGAAUCGGGCCAAGGCUCCGAAGAGAAGACCGCCGACUUCGGCGGGAAGUUUGAGCAUUGAGUCGGCGUCGCUGGCGGGAAGUAACGGCAUGAGCAAUGGAAAUUCGGGGUUGUUCCACCAGCUGUCGCAAAACUCGGAGCCAGAAUCGCCCAAGCCGGACCUGCUGAACGUUAGUCAUCACAGCGGGAACGCCACCAAUAACAACAACGAGGACGAGUUCAUCGCCAAGCCGAAGGCCCGCGAGUGGGAGAAGCACAAAGUGCCCUGGAUGGACGAGCUGAAGGCCAGCCAGGCCAAGAAGACGACCACCUCGCCGAACGUCAACGAGUCAAAGUCGCCGGAGCACAGUUCGGUGUCGUCAAGCACCAGCACAAAUCACAACCACGAAGAAAGCAAGUUCGAGAGCAUUUCCAAGUCGUUCCACUCGGGGUCGGUUUCGUCCUCGUCGACGACGACGGCCUCCUCGUCGGUGUCCGCGUCCGGACGAACCCGCCUCUCGGAACGAGCCGCAACUGCCGACGUCACGUCCAGCACCACCAACAAUCACCACAUCAACAGUUCCUUCGACUUGAUUGCGUCCAGUAGGAAGGAAACUAGCACAACCAGCAGCACGAGCAGCAGCCAUCAGCAACAAUCCCUAGCCGCCGUCACCAACGACAGCAUGACCAAGUCGAUGUCUGCCCUUUCAACCAAGAUUGCCAUCUCGUCGGACGCCGCCGCAACGACCAACGAAAGUCCUGCCCCCGCGACCGCCCCUCCCGUGGCCAACGCCCGCCCCAUCAGUGUCAACCUGCGGAACCGCAGCAUAUCGCCAACGCCCAUCACGCGCAACACCAAGACAAUCCACAUCGCCGGCACAUCGGAAGCCAACGGAACGACCACCAGCGGUUCGACGACGACCACCGCGAUCGGAGCGGCGGUCACGUCCGACAACGUGUGCUCCCGCGUGCAGGACCUGGAGGCGAAGGUGAACCGCAUGGAGCGGGCGCUCAACGCCCAGAACGGCUUGAUUGAGGAGCUGAAGCGGGCGCUCCGCGACGAGUCGGACAAGGUGCGGACGCUGCAGAAGGAGCUGGAAAAGUACGCCCAGUGCGUCACGCAGGUAUGAUAAAAGCGUUUUGUAUUUCUUCCUUUCAAGCCGUAGACGACGCGCGUUGAACGCGUAAACAUUCCCCGAACUCGUCGCCGUUCACCAACUUUUGCAUUUCCGUAGACGCAAACAAAAAAAAAGACAAAAAACUUACCGAAUUCCAAUUCUAGAGAGGCGAAACCGCAAGUAGUAUUAUUAAGUGAAGCCGAGCGACAAAAAAAAAGUACUUCGUUGUAGAGUAUUUUAGUCGCUGCUGUAAAAAGGUAACGCGGAAACGUUUAAAAUUACGCCGCAAGCAUGUGUAUAAAUAACGCGAAAUCGAUGAUAGUUUAAAGCAUUGUGAAAAGUCAAAAACUAGGCAAACUAUGAAACAGCAAAAUAAAGUCGUCCUUUCUUUGAGAACAUAACAAAAUUAAGCAAACACACAACGUAAUAUUGCACAAAUAUUCUUGCGAAGAAAACAAAAACAUUCAUGCAACACAUCUACACAAAAGACACACAACUUAAGCCUAAAUUGGUAAACACCCCCUCUUAUUGAUUCGGCUGUGAAAAAGAAUUGAGAAACUGCUUUAAAAGGGUUCUGCUAUUGAUUGAUCGGUAAUAUUUGAGUUUGAACUUUUGAUCUACCAAAACGGUUUUUCUUUUUCAUCUUAUUUUCUUUAAAUUUUGAUGCUUUGCACAAAAAUAAAAUAAUUUUCUAAAAAUUUCAGCAAAUUUCCAACUUAAUUAGAUUUUUUUCUCAAAAUUUUGUUUUUUUUUACUUUAUCCAUGAUAUUUUUAAAAACCCGUUUAAAUUUAAGAAUAGUGAACUUUCUACCGAAUUUCGGUUAAAUUUUACCUAAAUCGGUAAUUUUCAGCAAGGUAUAAAAUAAGAAUGGUCACCGACAGUGAUUGAACGAACUUUGGGUGUGCUUUCAGUCAGCACUCAUCAUGGACAACAGCGAUAUUGAAAUGCUGACACAAGCGCCUGCCAUGAUCGUCAUAACGAAGCGACCUUCAGUGAGCGCACACGAAGUUGAAACGAACGAAUGCCGAGCUCAAGCAGCCACCUGACCCGAGGCCGCAUGCUGUUUCUCUCGUCUCUCGUUUUUCUCUCAUUCUCGCUCGUGCGGUGCUGCGUGGUGACUGACUGAGCAAUCAAUUGAAUGCAGUCAUGGGGAAGGUGAUCGGAAUUUUGGUAGAUUUUUUCUGGUGAGAAUCACUGCGCAAAUAACUAUGCGUUGCACUCAUUCGUUUGUGUGUGAACGGAAGAAAGCAGAAUGUCAAAUUCAGGUUGUUAACAAUGUCGAAUGGUCAGCUUACCAAUCGUUCAGUAGUUGAAAUAUCGGUGAAAUGCUACCAAUAAAGGUAAAUAAAAUUGUAUGUGAACAGUUUAAAAACAAAAGAAUCAUGAAAUAUUCAAACAAAGUUUGUUUCCGUUUAAUGAUCAUAUUAUGAAAACUUAAUGAUAAAAAAAUUAUAAAAAAGUAUAAAUUUAAAAAAUAAUAAUUUUAUUUUUUUUCUUACAAACAUUUCGUAUACCAGGCUGAACAAUUUAAUUAGGCCAAUGUGGGUGUGUAAACAAAGUGUGUAUUCUGCUCAUGUCAGUGGAAUACAAACUGUACAGGCUCAUUUACAUUACUUUGCUUGAAACAUGAACUGCGUUUUUUUUGGCUGAUUGUCAGGGAGUGACGUUGUUGUUGUUGUGCCUUCAACGCGCACGGCCAAGGUAGUGUAAAGCAAGGAGGUAUUAGACUAUGAUAAACAAUAACAAAAAAACUCGCACUUUUUGACAGUUUGCCUGCAUUUGUUUGCAGAAAUGUCAGUCUGCAUACAUUUUGCUUCGUUUGCGAGUUUGUUUGUCAUAGUCUAAUACCUCCUUAAUUAAGGUGCUAACUGGUUAGCUAGCGCAGUGUUGCCAGGAUAUUACAUCCCAUUUGGAAAUUUUAAACCGAAUUUGGUAGUAAAAAUCAUUUCUUGUGAGUUAAACUAUGUUUAAAAAUAAUAAAAUAUGCUAGACCUAUUUUGGGCAUUGUCCAUAUUUUCAGCCUAAGCUGAAGAAAUACUUUGAACUUGACCAGUCGAAGCAGAAUGAAAGUUUUGCACAAUAUUUUUUGGGCCAACUGCUCGCUGCAUACAAAUGUGAAAUUAUAAACAAUUAAAUUAUUAAAUGAUUACAAUUUUAUCAUUAUUUUUGAAAACAACAUUUUAAUUUCCUUUUAUAUUCCUGAACUUCAUUUUUCCAGGAGCUUAUUAGGACCCUCCCUAAACAUAUCUUAGUAAAAAUUAAGAAGUUUAAACAUAAAACUGUGUUUCAAAACAUGGAAUGUGGAAUGUUAUUUCAUCUACUGUACUAACAUUUUCCCUCUCUGUCUCCCUGAUUGACCUUCAAUGCACUUAAUAAAGCUUUUUUUUUUAAGAGGUCUUAUAAGCUACUGUGUUUCAUAUGGUUAUAAGACCUAUUAAAUAAAACUCUAGAUAUUUUUUUUUAUUUUGCAUUUUAUUGUUUUUUUUUUAAAUAUAAUUUUCAAACAUUUUCUUCAAUAUUUAUUCGUUUUUUAAUUGUUAGAAUUAUUUAAAAAAAUCUAUUUAUAUGAGUUACCUUGCAAUUGAACUAAAUAUUACAAUUCCGAUUCAAACGGUCUUGACAAACUUAAAGCGAAAUCCCUUUUAUCGAAACACAAACCAUUCCACAGCAAACAAUUUCAGUAUUGAUCGCGAAUUUAAAUCAAGUUCCAAAAACUAAAGUAAUUUGGGUACGUUUCGUUCCUCUCGUGCGUCCGGAAAUGAGUAUUUGUUGCAUUUAUGAGAGAUUUAUUUUUUUACUUGCAUUAAAAAAGACACUGUAAUAUACGAAGUAAAAAAUCAAACAAACAAACACACACACAUUAUUAUAUUCAUAUUAAAAAAAAACUAGAAUUGGAAUAAACGAAACUUUCCAUUCGCACACACACACUCUUGACGUCGAUAAAAAAAAAACACAUACACAAAUAAAUACAUAGAAGCGAAACUAUAAA